AUGCCCGAUGAGAGCAACGCUAAGCUGCUCUGGCUGAUGUACAAAAACGCCAAAAACCUUCUUCCGUACCGCACAAGAAUGGAGAACUUGACUUGGCGGAUGAUGCACACCGUGGGCCAGAAACUGAACAACCUCUCCCACAUCCUGGAGCUCUUGCUGCUGCCUUUGCUCAACCACCCAGGCCUACAAGACUACAACAAGGCCGAGGAGCUGCUGCCGCUGCUUCUGCGCACAGACCCGGGCCACGAGGAGUUCGACUACGUUGCCCACAUCAGACGCAUUGGACGAGACUACGAAAACACCUCAUCUUCGUGUGGGCGUCUCCCGUCCAAGCCGCUGUCGUCGUCGGGAAAGGCUGGUUCCGUUUCCUCUGACGCCUCGAGAAAGAGACCCAACCCGUUUCUGCCUGUGGUGCAGCCUGUGGCCACGGCAGUAGGGGAGUCCACCUGA
This is a messenger RNA of Candidozyma auris, 450 nucleotides long. Its product is annotated as GATA-like domain-containing protein. The record is from RefSeq and is a predicted model, not a curated record. The transcript has a single exon. NCBI's taxonomy places the organism in Eukaryota, Fungi, Ascomycota, Pichiomycetes, Serinales, Metschnikowiaceae. The coding region runs from base 1 to 450 and encodes 149 amino acids.